AUUAGUUCAGUUGUUUACAAAUAGUUGUACGAAGCUUGUGCGUUGGGUGUGUGAAUAAGCCGGGAGUUAUCUGAAGAUUAUUGAUCCCAGUGAAAAGAAAAGGUUACUCCGUAAUUAUUUGAGUGUUUUUGUAAUAGUACAUAUUGUUAACUUCAAGUAUUGCUAAGACUUUAAAUACUACAUAGUUGUGAUGAUGGACAUAAGGCCCAACCACACUAUCUACAUAAAUAAUUUAAAUGAAAAAGUCAAGAAAGAGGAACUCAAGAAGUCGCUGUACGCCAUUUUCUCACAAUUUGGCCAGAUCUUGGACAUUGUAGCAAUGAAGACUCAUAAGAUGCGAGGGCAGGCAUUUGUCAUUUUCAAGGAAAUCAACAGUGCUACGAAUGCACUUCGUUCAAUGCAAGGAUUCCCUUUCUACGACAAACCAAUGAGGAUCCAGUACUGCAAGACGGACUCGGACGUGAUCGCCAAGAUGAAGGGGACGUUCACGGAGCGGCCGAAGAAGGCGAAGCGCGCGCUGCCCGUGGCGGCGGCCGUAACGGAAGACUCGGCGGUCGACAUGAAGAAGGCCAAGCGCAAGGCGGCCAAGGAGCAGGCCCGCCAGCAGAGCCUGGUGAACGCGGCGCCCGCCCCGGGGGUGGUCCAGCCGCUGGCCCCGGCGGGCGGGUACGGCCAGCCGGUCCCUGUCGCCCACCCGGUUGGACCUGUGUCUGCGGUUCCAGAGCAGCCACCCAACCAGAUCCUGUUCUUGACGAACCUUCCAGACGAGACGAGCGAAAUGAUGUUGUCGAUGCUGUUCAACCAGUUUCCUGGAUUCAAAGAAGUACGUCUGGUGCCAAAUCGUCACGAUAUUGCAUUCGUUGAGUUCGAAAAUGAAAUGCAGUCCGGGGCAGCAAAGGAUGCUUUGCAAGGAUUCAAGAUCACUCCAUCUCAUGCCAUGAAGAUUUCAUUUGCCAAGAAGUGAAUCAUUAAAGUGGUUGACUAUAAAAUUCCUUGGCUGGUAUUUUGUGUGCAGAUACAGGAUAGGCAUGGACUUUUUUUACAUGUAAUUGAUGAAACUUUGUGGACUGAGUCAAAGUACAAUUUCAAACUAAAUAAAAAGUGAGUUAACAGUG
Messenger RNA from Bacillus rossius redtenbacheri, 1115 nucleotides. It is a transcript of the gene snf, whose product is annotated as U1 small nuclear ribonucleoprotein A. Gene Ontology annotation, cellular component: U1 snRNP. The transcript is spliced from 6 exons. Lineage: Eukaryota; Metazoa; Arthropoda; Insecta; Phasmatodea; Bacillidae. The record is from RefSeq and is a predicted model, not a curated record. Gene Ontology annotation, molecular function: U1 snRNA binding. Gene Ontology annotation, biological process: mRNA splicing, via spliceosome. The coding region runs from base 191 to 964 and encodes 257 amino acids.